UACGUGUAUAGAUCACUACAUAUAUAUAUCUUCAUUUGUACUUUUUUACUAACGUCACUACAUAUACAGUAUACUGUAUAUCUUCAUUUGUACUUAUUUACUACUUUUUACUUAAUACGUGUCACUACAUAUAUAUAUCUUCAUUUGUACUUUUUUACUACUUUUUUACUUAAUACGUGUAUAGGUCACUACAUAUAUAUAUAUAUCUUCAUUUGUACUUUUUUACUAUAG
Molecule: messenger RNA, 231 nt
Organism: Trichoplax adhaerens
Lineage: Eukaryota; Metazoa; Placozoa; Uniplacotomia; Trichoplacea; Trichoplacidae
Exons: 3
Source: RefSeq, a predicted model, not a curated record